AUGUCGCAAGGAUUUGGAGAGUCGGUUGAACGCAAGGGGGAUAACGUUGGCUCGACAUAUGCAUGUGUGGGAGUGCGCAGACCGCAAGGCCUUUCACGAUAUCAAGGCCGUGGCACAACGAAUAACUGGCGAUCCACGCUCUCGGAGCAGGCAUCCCGCUUUGACGUCGAGAACGGCGACAGGGCUUCCCACACCUUCCUCUCCAUCACGUUGGACUGUCCUACGGCACCAUCCGAUCCACUUGCCAGAGGUUCUUGUACUAUGACGGGCGUGAUGGCCUCAAGCCCUCCUGCAGGCCGAGAUUGA
Cyclocybe aegerita is the source of this 306-nucleotide messenger RNA. The record is from the annotation of a GenBank genome assembly. Lineage: Eukaryota; Fungi; Basidiomycota; Agaricomycetes; Agaricales; Hemipholiotaceae.